AAAUAACUAAAGAAUAACAUUGCCAGUUGUGAUAUACCUGCGGCCCUUAUAAUUUCGUGGAUAAUUUCCUUCGGAACGGGAUCCGGGCUAAAGUAUCUUCAGGUACGUCUGGCGGCUGUCAUUUGAUAAAAUUCUGACGCCCGAGACAGCGAUUCCUUUUUGGGUAACCGGACAUACCGAUAUGAGUAUAUAAAAUAUUCUAGCUCUUUUCAUUUAGAAAAUCGUGAAAAAGAAAUAAGAAUCAUUUAAACACGACCGACAAAAUCGAGAGAUUUUAAUCGUAAAAUUAACAAUCUUAUCUGUUGACUAACUCACUGGAAUUCCAUGGCAUUCACGCUUGUAUUAAGAUUUUAAGCACGAGGCAUCGAGCGAAGCACUUUCAUCUUCCACUUUCAUUUUCUAAAAUGAGACAAAUACGACUCUGUUCCGCUCGAUAACAGUUAUAUAUACACAAUGACAGAUUACUUUCACUCGGAUCCGUAGAUUCGUCGGAUGCUGGAGCGAGGGGCCUCUUCUGUGGUCUCCCGAAAAUUUUGCUAAACAGAAUGAGGGAAAUGACGCCGACUAACAGUGGACUGGCACGUGCUUCAUGUGAAAAUCAUCGACGGAUUUAAUCGACGGCUACUCAACCACCCCAUAUAUUUCUUGAGAGUGCCCGGAAAUCCCAGAUUUGCGCGACAAUAUUACAACGCGACAUGAUGAAUAAUCCUGGCAGGGAAAACAACCCCCCUAAAAAACCAAGGAUUGUGGACGCGGCAAACCCAUCUGAGCCGUAUUAUAAUAUAUUAGAAGAUAUAGAUAUAUCUAUGGUGUAUAACUCUGAGGAAGAGGAUGUAACGAGCGAUCUGGAUAUAGAAGAGGAAUUAAAUUCUUCUCUAACUUUAACCGCCUAUUCGGAUUGUGAAAAGGAACAGCAAGAGGAACCUCUCGUAAUAGAACCCUCUAUACCUUCCAGUUCAGCAAGUUCGUUGGGCAAUUUGGACAAGCAGAAUGUCGAGGAGGAUGUAAUGAGCGAUAUGGAUAUAGAAGAGGAAUUAAAUUCUUCUUCAACUUUAACCGCCUCAUCGGAUUGUGAAGAGGAACAGCAAGAGAAACCUCUCGUAAUAGAACCCUCUAUACCUGAGAGUUCAAUAAUAUUCUUGGACGAUCUGGACGUUAUGCAGAAUGUCGAGGUCGAAACAAGCGGAAAUCUUGACGAGCCAAAGAAUAUUGACGGACCAGAUCAUCCAUGGAACUAGAGGGCAUAUCUAUCUAAUGAUCUAUUUUUUGUGACUCACCAGUCAUGUCAUCAGUCAUGACAUACACAUAGUACACAUCGUACACAAUUUCGAAGAUUUGUACCGAGUCACAAAAGAGACUUUUCCAGCAGUCUAAGGCAAAGUCUAGCAAUUAAGA
This is a messenger RNA of Nylanderia fulva, 1395 nucleotides long. The record is from RefSeq and is a predicted model, not a curated record. Lineage: Eukaryota; Metazoa; Arthropoda; Insecta; Hymenoptera; Formicidae.